UCAACAGGCUUUCCAGAAGUCCGGCCAAGCAUCGCUGUGGGUGGAAGUGAGAAGGAUAUGUACAAAAAGUAUACAGCUUGGGAUAUCAGGCGGCUAUCUUGCUGCUCUUACUUAUUCGACAUGUUCUUGUCUGAGAGGGUUCUCGUGAUGGAGCAUAAAUUCCAGCUCCAGGAGUUGCUGAUUUUCUCGCGACGCAGCGCGCCAACUACCGUCGCCAUUUGCACCAGGAUCUGGCGCACCGCCAUCCCCUCCCCUUUAUCGCUACAUUCUUGCUACCUUUUGCUUCGCUGGAACUCAUCAUGGCGGAAACACAGCCGACGCCAGCCCAGCCUGCCGCCCCCGCGGCGGCACCGACACCACCACCCAAACCCCAGAAUCCAGCACUCCGCAUGAUGGGCCUGCCCAACCUUCCUCGGAAGCUGCCCUCACGCAACUGGAUGAUCUUCUGGGGCAUCACAGGCGCCUUUGCCUCCUUCAUCAUCUACGACAAGCGCGAGAAGAAGCGGGCCACCGCCAAAUGGCGUCGCCUCGUGGCCCCCAUGGCAAAUGAGCCCAUUGGCGCCGCGAACCAGCUUCCCCGGAAACUCACCAUCUACCUCGAGGCCCCGCCGGGCGACUCGCUCCGCACGGCGCAGGACCACUUCAUUGAGUAUGCUAAGCCCGUGCUGGCGGCCAGUGGUCUCGACUGGGAGUUUGUCCAGGGCAGGCAGCAGGGAGACGUGAGGGCCGCCGUGGCCGAGAAGAUUCGUCGUCUGAGGCGGAAGACCGAGCAGCCCACCGAGGACGUGCCGCCUACCGAGGAAGACAACCUAGAAGCACUGAGGAAGAGAAUGAACCUGCCUGAAUACCAGGGCGUCAAGGGCGACAUUGUCAUGGGACGGCAUACUUGGAAGGAAUACGUUCGCGGGCUACACGAGGGCUGGCUAGGCUCGCUACAAGCGCCGCCGCAGCCUAUCGUUGAGCCUAAGUCCCAGACAGGCGAGGACGGCGAGAAGAAGGAGGCCCCGGCGGAGGAGGAGAAGAAGCCUGAUCGCCCCCCUCAGCCUCUCCCUCACAACAAGCCUGAAGACUACGCCCUUGCGUCGCUACCACCUACCAUCCCCGAGGAGUUUGCGCCCUCGGCGCCUCUGCCGCAUCCUCAUCGUCUCGGUUUCCGACACACAUUUGUGCGUCUUGGACGCUUCCUGAACCGCCGCAAGCUUGCCGACGACAUUGGUCGUGACGUCGCUGCCGUCUGCUUCGCCACGUCGCGGGACUGGAAGCCCCAAGAGGGCGACGAAACGGAACAGCAGCUUGUUCUCAAGAGUGGUGAGAGGGACUGGCCCAAGUUCGUCUGGCAGGACGAGCCCAGCAAGGACGAGGAGGAGAACAGCACGCCCAAGCCUCCCAAAGAGAAGAUCUGGGCGUCGCCUCUGACCGUAGACCCUCGCAUCACCAGCCGCAUGCGCCGGUUUGAGAUCACGCCUGAGCUGGAGGCUCGGGCUGCACAGAUCAAGGUGCCCGAGGAGGAGAUUGAGGGCUGGAUCAAGGGUAGCUUGAGGAGUGUGUGGCGAUGGGGCGCCAGCUCCUUUGAGUCCAAGCCCAAAGGACCCAACGUUGGAAACCUGGACGACUAAUCAGUACAUGAAACCAUUUGGGGGAGCGUGUAGAGAGGCUGGCUAGUAAGUUUACUGUACCAUCAAGUGUAUUCAUCAACGAUAUC
Messenger RNA from Emericellopsis atlantica, 1702 nucleotides. Its product is annotated as mitochondrial import inner membrane translocase subunit Tim54. Lineage: Eukaryota; Fungi; Ascomycota; Sordariomycetes; Hypocreales; Bionectriaceae. The transcript has 2 exons. The record is from RefSeq and is a predicted model, not a curated record. Bases 300 to 1616 code for a protein of 438 amino acids.